Messenger RNA from Punica granatum (pomegranate), 3565 nucleotides. The record is from RefSeq and is a predicted model, not a curated record. Lineage: Eukaryota; Viridiplantae; Streptophyta; Magnoliopsida; Myrtales; Lythraceae.
ACCAUUCAAUUCAUUCUCUCAAACUGUUUCUGUGAUCCAUUUCAAUUUUCAGUCCGAAGAUCCAAAUGGCAGAUAUUGCAAAAACAAUAUUUGAUACCGGCCUCACAUGCUGGGAUCGGACAGCUACGUACCGGAAGUAUAUCCGGCAUCUUGGGGACAAUUUGACUGCUCUCAAGAUCAAGACAGAAGAACUGGGCCAUGUCUAUGAUGAUGUGACAGCUGAAGGAGAAGGAUGGAUCCGGAAGAGCGGUGCAGCUGGCUGGCUGGAGAGGGUGAAAACCCUCAAGGAGGAAGUCGACAAGAAUUUGACGGAGGGGAAGCAGACAAUGGGGAAGAAUUGCCUGUGUGGUCUCUGUUUCAGCAAUUGCCGUGCACGUUACGCGCAGUCGGAGCUUGCUGAGGGAAAGAAAGCUGAGCUAGAAACCGAACUGCACCAGGCCUCUAACUUCAAAGUAAAGGAUGAUGUUGCAUACGAGCCUCCUGAUUUGAUCCUCAGGAGAUCCCUUGAGGCACUUCGCCAGAAGAGGGAUGAGCUGCAAGGUGUAUUUGAAACGGUGAAACAACGCGUUAAGUGGGAAGAAGAUCGGCACUUGGUUAGAACACCAGAAGUCCGCGGAUGGUUGGACAGAGUCAAGCUUGUUCUCGAGAAGGAAGUAAGGGAAAUUCUCAAGCAAGGGGCAGUGGAAAUGGCCAAGAGCUGCAAGGGAGAGGGUGAGGACUCUCAGUCUCAAAGGAAUUCAACCAGCAUAUCAAUACGUGCAGAAGCGAAGAGAGCUAUAUUGGAAGAACAGCUCAUAGCAGGUCGUGGUUUCACUGUUUUUUCCUGUAGGCCUGAUGAUUAUCUGAUGGUUGCGAGAACCCUUGAGCCCCCUGUGGGCGGCAAUGCCAUGUUUGAGGAGGUGUGGAAUUGGGUUGAGGAUGAAACAAUUAGUUGCAUUGGGAUAUUCGGGAUGGGUGGUGUUGGAAAGACCGUCCUACUGGACAGAGUCUACAAUCAAUUCCUUCAUCCUAGCCAUGAUUAUGACUUUGUACUUCGGGUCGUGGCAUCUAGACCAGCAAACUUGGAUGAAAUUCAGAACACCAUCUGGAAAAAAUUGAAGCUUCCAGAAGAUGAAUGGAAUUUCCACAAUAGACAAGGCAGAGCUGACAUCAUCCAAAGCUUGAUGAGGGAAAAGAACUUUCUUCUGUUUCUAGAUAACCUUUGGGAUCACAUAGAACUUUUGACUGAUCUUGGGAUCCCUCGCGACCAUCCAAAAAAAUGUAAGAUUAUAUUCAAUACUCGAGACGAGGGAGUUUGUAGUAGCAUGAAACCGAACAGGACUAAGAAGAUGGAGUGUUUGCCACAGGAUGAAGCUCUUCAACUGUUCCGGCAAAAGCUAGGAGAAAAAACCUGGCGCACUCAUCCAAAAAUUCCUGAGAUAGCAGCGACAAUGAUCUGUCAGUGCAAGUACCUCCCGCUCGCUGUUGUUACAAUGGCACGAAUCAUGACUGGUGCAAUGGAAUUGAAACGUUGGGUGGAAGCUGAAGAAAGUCUGAAAAUUCGUUUGUCUAAAUUUCCAGAUAUGGAGAAGGAAGUGCUUACGAAACUGGAAUAUAGCUACGACAGUCUGCCCGAUGAAACCCAUAAAAGAUGCUUUUUGUAUAUGUCGAUGUUCCCGGAGGACCAGGAUAUUUGUGAAGAUGAUGCCAUUGAGCUCUGGAUUGGGGAGGGAUUUCUCGAUGGAUGUGUUGACGUUCAUGAAGCACGUGCUGAAGGGGCAAGGAUACUUAGAAGCCUUAGGCAUGCAUGUUUAGUGAAGUACGUAAAACGUGCACGUCAAUUUGGAGCCUUCAUCAAGAUGCAUGAUGUUGUCCGAGAAAUGGCCUUGUGGAUAGAGUCGAAACAGGGAUCAAUGAAGAAUCGAACUUUUGUCCAAGGCGGAGAGUUUUACAAAUGGAAGGAUGCAGACAGGAUACUCCUAUGUGGUGGGGAUCAAAGUUUUCACAGUUCCCUCGCAACUGUAUCAUGUUCCAGUCUUUCAACUUUGAUACUAAGGGGCACGAACUGGACGGAAAUCCCAGAUGAAUUCUUCUUAUGCAUGCCCAGUUUAAAAGUCUUGAAUCUGUCGCGUAACUCUCUUCUGGAAAAUUUGCCGAAGAGUCUUUGGAAGUUGAUAAACCUGAGAUACCUAAAGAUAGAUGCUUUUAGGCGCCUGAUUGUGGUCCCAGAGGAGAUUAAGAACUUGAAAAAGUUGGUGGUGCUGAUUUUACCACGAACUGUUGUACUGCCAGAAGAAACCAUAUCGAAUCUCUCCUCUCUAAGAGUGUUCCACUGGUCCAAUUUAUCUUUGCCUCAGAGAUUGGAUGGAUACUCUGAGAUGGUAUUAUUAGAGGAUCGAAGAAUGCAGGCUGUGGAGGAAAUAUGCCUAACUCUAGGCUCACCCGAAGGCAUCGAUAAGUUUUUGAGCUGCCCAGAAGAGCUGCAUGGCCAUUCGAGAGGACUCUCUCUCUAUCAAUGCUUUGGGUUGCCCACACUAAGGAUCUCAGCGUCAUCAGUGAGAAGAUUGGGGCGAAACCUGCAGUUCCUUAAUUUGUUUAACUGUAGAAUCGGACAGAUUCACAUAAGCGGUGACGAUGAGGGCUCUCAGGGAAGUCAUGCAGGAUACCCAUAUUCGGAAUCCGAUGCUCCUAAACCUUCAAGGUUUGCAAGUCGGGAUGGUUUCUAUAGCCUUAGGGAUGUAACCAUUAGCGGCUGUGGAGAAUUACAAGAUGUGACAUCGCUAAUUUAUCACGCUCCUAACUUGGAGUCACUCAGAAUCAGUCAUUGUCAGUCGAUGAGUGAAGUGAUCGCCUGCGAUAUUGAAGAAACCGAUACAACCAAUAAUAGUAUAUUCCAAUGUCUUACCUUUCUCCAGUUAAGCUUCCUCUACCGAUUGGAAAGCAUCUGCAUGAGAGCCUUGCCUUUUCCUUCACUCAAACAGAUCGAAGUCUUUGGCUGCCCAAACCUGAAGAAGCUCCCAUUGGAUUGCAACAGUGCGAAUAAUACUUUACAAACUAUUGAAGGAGAAGAGGAGUGGUGGGAAGACUUGGAAUGGGAUGAUCCUGCCUGUGAAGGAGUUUUCUCCUCAAAAUUUGUCAGGAAGGAAGACGAAUGAUAUAUCCACGAGGAUGUUAUGAAUUGAAGCAAUUGCAAGGAAUGAGACUUGUCCCACAUUGAUUGUAUGGGCAAUUGAUAGAGGGUUUAUAAGCUAAAUGGCCUGUCCCACAUAAUAUAUUGUUCUUUUGGGCCGGGCUGUCCCAUUUAGUCUAUAACAACUGGUAUCAGAGCCAAACCUCGGAGUGGUAGCAUGGGGUGCUGGCCGUGACCAAUAGACAAUUCACUCUGUUUCUGGUUGUUCAGUCUAUGAUUCGUUUCCAUCUUUCUGUUUUUUUGCUAAGAAACUGUGGUCUGUGUCUUUUAUGAAAUCCGUUGAUCCGCAUAAUAAGUCUGUAAUAUUUCCUUGUGGUUUUGCAGUUUGAGAGUUAACAUUUCUUCGGUUGAGCUAUGUGAAUUUCACUGUUCUACUGAUUUUGAGUUUUAAAGAAA